CGCUUUGAAGUUUCGGCCACAUGCCACACGCCACGAGUAAAUUUACCACUACUGCUGUAGAAACAGAACCUGAGAUGACUACUUCAUCUGCAUCACAUCCCUUUCGCACAAGUCGAGCAGAAGUCAUCCUCGGCAGCUUUCGCCCGACCAGGUUAAUCUCUCGGCACAUGACGGACUGGAUGAAUAAGGCCUUGGAAGCUUUCUUAUCGUAAAUUGAAUCGGGCAACAAAACGAUUAUGGAGCACCUGGCACGGCACUACUGUACAACGAGUACAUCACAGACACCGCAACGGGGCGGGUCAAUUCCCGUUCUUUCGCGCCGUUUGGAAUGCUGGUGGUUUCACUGUUUUUCUUUCUUCUAGACUUACGGCACGCAACCCGUUCUUCAACAAAAAAGAACGAAUACGCAACGAAGGCAGCAGUCAGUCUGCGCUUUCACCGGGUGGCACGGGUGAUUGCGAAGAGGACAAGCGACGUGGUGAUGCGUUUCGCCUUCGGCCCCUCUGUCCGCGGAGUGGUGCACUUUGCAUCUCUGAACCCUUUGCCCCUUCGUCAACAGACAAUCCAGUUGAAGACCGGACUCACUGCUGCUGCUGCUGCUGCUGCUGCUGUCUCUAGCUGGGCUGGCUGCUGCUGGGACGUCGGUCUGAUCACCUCGAGAGAAGCGGCAGCUGAAGCAAAAGUAAGUGGGUGGUGCUGUGAAGACCAGUUCGCGCCUGCGUGUGGGUGUCAGGGGAAGUGUGAGUGGGCGGGUUGCGUCACGGGGUUGCCGUGCGGUGCGGGGAGACAGGAUCGUUCUCACGUUCGGGCGUUCGCACGUUUUGGGGACUGGAUAUUUUCUUGGUGGCAUCGUCUAGAACCCCGAGAACGGUCUGGGUAGCAAUACCCCGAAAUUUCUCGGAAGGUUCUUAGGGCCGGUGUUUGGGUUCCUUAGUUCUCGGAACGUUCUGUGGCCAGGUUCCUCGGCCCCACUCCUGCCUGUUGGCACCAUCGCUGCAUCGCUGCCACGGUACACUUGCUAUGCACAUCAACAGCAGUUGGAGUUACAAAUUAAAAACACGUAUCGCGACAAGCACUCCUGGGGUACAGCACUCCCCGGCUCUCUUCCGUGAUUCCUCUCAGCACACCCGCCAUCCCUCUUUGAUCAGUCUAUCGGGGCACAAGGCAAGAAGCAGCACCCGCACCAGAAAGUUACGGUGAGGAUGGCGGCAUUCAACCCAACAUGGACUCCUGGGUACGACCAAUCCGGUCGUUUUUGUUGGUACAACAAGGCCACCGGCAGAGUGCACCACCCGUCUCCCCUUGAUUCUGUCGAUCGGUGUCAAGAGCAGCAGCAGCCACAGUGGAGGCGGCAGGGGCAAGGGCUGUCGAUAGCACCGGAUGAAGGCGCCGGUCCCCUUUGCGACGUCCCACGCCCGAACGUGCCGACGGGGUCGUACUUCAGCCUGCCUGCCGCUGAGGUGACCGAACUUGAAGAAGCGGGCGCCUUCACGCAGCGAAAGAAGCGAGACUUCGCGUGGGACCGAGGUACCCGGGACGAAACCUCCGCUCAGCCCCCAACCUGCCGGAUGUACAAGCCCUUUGCGGAACACAAAAAGCCUGUCGCGCUGGAGUCAACGAAGCCGCGUCGCCCACACCCGGCAUACAAACCCAGCCAGCGGGCUUGCUCCAAGCCCGUUUCGGAAACGCCGGUGCCCCGUGGCCGGCCAGGGUUUGACAUGUCGAUGCCCCCACCGCUGCCGAGGUCUGCUCGCCGCAGGCCCCCCUUGUCGCAGAGAGGGGGCAGAAGGAUGCCGGCGCCACCGGCGUUCCCGGAAAUGCGCCACCGUUACCGGGUGGGGAACGCUCGAGUGAAAUCGCCGCAUAGACAGGCGGUCGACAAUUUGGGGAGAGUUUAACAUGUCUAUCUAGCACGCGCACGUACGGGCAACGGCGUGUUGACAUUUUCCGGACAUACAUGCUGCGGCGUGUUGAUGGCUGGGUAAGGUCGUUGAAUAUUUUCGGGUGGAUUGAUUGUCUGCAACACCGACGAAAUCAGUCGCCCAUGCGAGGGAACCGCUCGCCGUACAGUUACCAGGGCGACGUGUUCGUCCCCUGGCACGUUUAUCGUGAUUACCACUAUUGUUGUGUAGGGUGACCGACAGCCCUCAGUUCGUAUAUAUUACGGUAGAUACGGUGCACAAAGGAGUUGGAUGGCUCGAGGAGAGGUGUCUCUACUGUACGAAAAGGGUGACAACACUGGCUCCACCAGAGUUGCUCAAGGGGUUGAACCGGACGGGGUGUGGAGAGUGAAUGUCACAAGCAAAACAACGAGACGUAGAUAUAAAUAAUUGUGUAGUGUGCGUUGGGAUGGGAGCUCCGCGUUACGCGUGUGCCUCCUACAUGACCCGGAUGCUGGACUCCACGGAACCCCCCUUGCUGGCUGCUGCUGCUUUUAGCCUCAAGCUCCUUCCGAGGGCUUGUCUUCUCCACAGUGGCACCAGUCGUCGCCGGGUGUCAACGCACGCGUGAUGUGUUCGUUGACGUACUCGCGCGGUGUUCGUUGUAAGCUGCCGAAUGGAUGCGCGUUUGUGUGUUGUAAGUAUGGUUUGCUCAUGUGUAUUACGGUGCAGAAUAGACGUUAAACUUGCACUAGAAAAUAUGAAAGGCUGCCGGUGAGGUUCAGGUUUGAAUAACCAAUAGGGU
Messenger RNA from Ectocarpus sp. CCAP 1310/34, 2685 nucleotides. Lineage: Eukaryota; Phaeophyceae; Ectocarpales; Ectocarpaceae. The record is from the annotation of a GenBank genome assembly.